This is a messenger RNA of Aspergillus welwitschiae, 511 nucleotides long. RefSeq lists its product as uncharacterized. The transcript has 2 exons. Bases 93 to 428 code for a protein of 111 amino acids. NCBI's taxonomy places the organism in Eukaryota, Fungi, Ascomycota, Eurotiomycetes, Eurotiales, Aspergillaceae. The record is from RefSeq and is a predicted model, not a curated record.
GAGUUUAGGACGGCAGUGCUACUUGCUACGAGUGUGUGAGGGACAACCGCGGAUAUGACUCUCUCGGAAAGAUAAGUAACUCACUGAGUUUGAUGGAGAAAAGGAUAGUUGAUCCAUUUGACCGAAACACUCCCAGAGGCGUUGAAGUAAUCAUCGAAGGAAAGGCAAUGCUAUUCAUUGAAAGAUACGGACGAAAUCACCCAACAUGUGAUAAUCCCCUUCAUACACCAUCCCUCACCACAACAAUUCUGAGUCCUCCUUCAAACACACAUUAUACUACCCCGGAAUGCCGUCCUCGUCAUUCCAAUUUGCUCUAUCCUCAAAUGCUACUAAAGUGCAUCCAGACAACACUCCCAACCCGGUCAUUACGCCACUAUCGUCCUCAGUGGCGCUCCAAGAGGGAUAACGCUGAUAAGCAAACUCAUUAACAACUAUCGUUGUUCAUGCCUGCAUGCAACAUUAUCCAGCUGCGUCCCCGAGGUGGACUCAAUGCCGAAGUAUGGAUAUCAGG